UGCCUCGGCUAAUCGCUUUGCUAGGUGGCGACCAGCGCCGCGCUCUCUGCCAAUGACCUGACGGGAAACACAGCUCCGGACUCGACAGCUUGUUGUUCGUGUAUUGCGUCGCAAGCCGGGGCGAGAGGGAAGCAAGACGCUUCGUUGAACCGAUCAACAAAGCUCCCAAGGUGGUCUUCCUCAUCUAAGCGCAUAAGAUGAAGGCAGCCGACGAGCCGGCCUACUUGACCGUGGGCACCGACGUGAGCGCCAAGUACAGGGGGGCCUUCUGCGAGGCCAAGAUCAAGAUUGUGAAGCGGCUGGUGAAGGUCAAGGUGACUCUGAAAGGGGAGAGCACCAGCCAGGUGGUCCACGAUGACCAGGUCAAAGGCCCCCUCAGGGUGGGCUCCACGGUCGAGGUGAAGACAAACGAGGGCGCGUGCAGCGAGGCCGUCAUCAGCAAGCUGACGGAUGCUAGCCUCUACACCGUGGUUUUUGACGACGGGGACGAGAAGACGCUGCGACGGUCGUCUUUGUGCCUGAAGGGUGAGCGGCACUUUGCAGAGAGCGAGACCCUGGACCAGCUUCCUCUGACCAACCCGGAACACUUUGGCACUCCGGUCAUCGGGAAGAAGUCCAACCGCGGUCGUCGCUUCUCGCAGGCUGUGGCGGGCGAGGAGAACGAGUCGUCGUCCAGCGAAGAAGACGAGGAUGACCGCAGGAGGCUGAACGAUGAAUUGCUGGGGAAGGUCUGUAGCGUCAAGAAGGAGGAGCAGCCCGCCGCCUGGUUCCUGGCGCUGGUGGUGUCGCCCAGCUGCAAUGACGAGCUGGUGGUGAGGAAGGAUCAGUGUCUGGUCAGAUCCUUCAGUGACUCCAAGUUCUGCACAGUUGCCAGGAGGAACGUGCACCCCCUCAACUCCAUCAGCAUCAACAAGUCGGAGCUCUCGAACACGCAAGGUUUUGAAGCGGCUCAGAUAUUUGCCAGGUGCAGGGAGGUGCCAGAGGUUUGGAAGAUGGACAUGAGUCAGAUCUUGGACUCGUCCACCAGUGACGAAGAUGACGACAACGGGGAGGAGAAGGAGAGCGAGGACGACGACACAGACGAGGAUGAGAAGAGAAAGAAGCUCCUCAAAGAGGAGCCCGAGGAGGAGCAGGACCCGGAGGAGCGAGAUCACUUCCUGCAGCAGCUCUACAAGUUCAUGGAGGACCGAGGCACGCCAAUCAACAAGCCGCCAGUGUUGGGUUACAAGGACCUGAACCUGUUCAAGCUCUUCCGCCUGGUCUUCCAACACGGCGGUUGUCGUAAGAUUGAGAGCGGCAUAGUGUGGAAGCAGAUCUACAUGGACCUGGGUAUUCCCAUCCUCAACUCGGCAGCAUCGUACAACGUCAAGACCGCGUACAAGAAGUACCUUUUUGGCUUCGAGGAGUACUGCCGCUCUGCCUGCAUCACCUUCAGGACUAUUCACCACAACAACCCGCGCUCGCCUAAAGCGCACGCCGUCUCCAGGAUGGCCGCCAGGUCAGAGUUCAAGGAGGAGGACAAGGGCACCGAGUCUGACAGCGAAAGCGACGACCCCAAGGACAAACCGUUGUCGCCUAGGGGGAGUAGGCGAGGCGGCGCCAAGGCGGAAGCGCCCAACAAGGGAAGAGACGAGAACGGCGAGGAGCCCAGGGAUCCACCGCGGCGCAGCAGCCGGCGUCUGGACGGCUCCGACAGGGGCUCUGACGAUGACGAGGAGGAGGAGGAAGAUCAGGAUGAGGAUGACGACCAAGAUGACGAGGACGAAGAGCGAGCCAGGCGCCUAGGAGCCCGGAGCGAGGACGAAGGGGAAGGCGACGCCUUGACAGGGACUAAGGUGAGAGUGAAGUACGGCCGAGGAAAGACACAAAAGAUCUACGAGGCACACAUCAAGAAGACGGAUACAGACAACGGCGAACAUUUCUACCUGGUGCACUAUUACGGCUGGAACGUCAGGUACGACGAAUGGGUGAAGGCCGACCGCAUCAUCUGGCCGGCCGAGAGAGGAACCCGCAAGAGAACCCGGAAGAAGGUGAAGAACAAAGAGGAAGUGGACAAAGAGGACGACAAGGCUCAGAUGGCGGUGUUGAUGGCCACGCCUCCGCCAACCAGACCCGUGGCGGCCAGGCGAGGGCGCCCCCAUAUCCGGACUGCGCCUGCCAAUGUGCCGCCCGGUCGUAAGAUGCCAAGCGGCGAGGGCAAGUCCAACCCCAUGAGCGCCCGCACAGACACACCUCCCAACGUGGCCAACGGUGACAAUGCGCCACGCUUCAGGAGGACCAGGAGGACUUCCGGGAUGUACGACUCGGAUCACGCCUCAAACGAGGAUUCUGGGAACUCAACGGUUGAUAGCGACUCAGAAGAGCCACCUGAAAAGAAACUGUCGCCCUGGCGGGGCAGACCCAAAAAUGUCGGGGAGAGGGAGGAGGCCGUGUCGUCAGGAAAGGAGGCGGAGUUGAGCGAGGUUGUUGUCCCGAUAACAACUCGGCUGCCUGUCACGCCGUCCCGCUCCAGCACGCCACAGGAGGACGUCGCCCAGGUUGCAAGUCCCUCCGAAGACGAGGAGAACCCAGAAGACGAAGCGUUGGCAGUGAAGGACGAAGUGACAAAUGAGCAGAAAACCGUUGUGGAGAAACUGUGCCUGGUCUCUUCCCCAGGCAGGGCGUCCCCUCGGUAUGACGAUCUGCAGGACGCCACCCCUGCACCGUCCAAAGACUUCAAGACCCCGCCUUUGUCGCCAGCCAUGCUCAAAGUUCACAACUCUGAUAGGCUGCCUAAAAUCUCCACCUCGCCAUUUGCCAUCAGUCCUGAAGCUUCACUGCCGCCGCCUCCAGCUCCUGCACCUCCUCCUCGAAGUGUCCCGAAGAGACCGGAUGAACCCAUGGUGGUCCUCCACUGCCUUCCUGUGCCGCGCUUCCACCCGGAGGAGCCGACUUCAACUCCAACCACCGUGCCCUCAGACACUGACUCCGCCAGUGAGGAAGAGGAGGAAAAACCAGAGCUGAAGCUCCGCCCUGAAAGGAAGCAAGACGAGGUUACACCUGCCUCCCCCAAGUCUUUGGCGAGUCCCACCAAGGUAGGUGCCGGCGUGUCACCCAAGUCCCACCCGUCGCCCCUGCGUGGCGCCGAGGCGGAAAGGAGGAGCCAUCGAGCUGUGAGGGCGAAUGAGGUGCAAGGACAAGCAGAUGAGGUUUCAAAGGAACAGCCCGAGAAGGAGCUCCGGACACCGCCCCAGGCCCAGGAGGCCCUCGGGCCUGCCCCAAACGAGGAGCCACAAAUGGGUGCUGAGGCGUUACUUUGCCACGAAGUAGACCUAGACGACCCCGAUGACAAGGACAAACCCACCCCUUCCUCGGAGCCCCUCAUCGCCAGGGAGCAGCCACCAGCGCCCCAUCGCCCCUUCUUUCCCGAGCCCAUCUCCUGCUGCACCCCCUGUCCGGAAGUACUCCGCCCAGCCAGUUUCGAGAUGGAGGCGGAGACCAAGGUAGUGGUGGCUGUGGUGGCAUCAGGCGCAGAGAAAGAGACAGAUGCCCUGUCCAGUUUGGACCGCAACGUGACGCAAGAGGCCCGAGGUCAGAAGCGUCUGGCAGAGUGUCAGACAAGCCCCGCCUCCAAGAAACACAAACGAAACCACAAGCGCAACAGUGGCACCCCCAAAACUGACAAGAACGGCACUGGUCACAGCAGCGACAGUGAGGACCAGUCACGUCUUUUGUCUUUGUCAAAGUCCAACAAGUCUCGCUGCACUGGGGCUGGGUCGCCACACACCAAAGACAAACAUAGCGCCACCUCCCCACAGCGAGCCCACAAGUGGACCUUCCAGCUCGACACUCUGGACAGCAUGUCGAGCAGCGAGAGGAUCUCUUUCCUGCAGGACAAGCUUCAGGAGAUCCGGAAAUACUACAUGAGCCUCAAAUCUGAGGUGGCGUCCAUUGACAGACGUAGGAAGCGCCUAAAAAAGAAGGAGCGGGAAGUGUCCAACACCACAGCGUCUCUGUCCUCGGGUUCCUCGGACACGGCCAUGAGUCCAUCCUCUGCCUCGCCCACUCAGAGCACCUUGGCUGUGGAGUGCAGGUGAUGACACGCCUGCCCCAGACCCCCCUUCCCCAGGGACAGACGUUUGGAUGCCUCCCGCCCGACUGACGUUCAGACGCAGCGGGAACACGACGGACCACAGAAAAAGACUGACUUCCUGUGAAGAUGAUUGGACAGCCACAGAGCACCCCCCGCACUUUUUGCCUUCCUUUAUUCACUUCCUCAUUCUGUCAACUUCCUCUCUUCUUCCUGCCCUUAUUUCUUCACUUUUUGGAUCCCCCCCACAUUUUCAUUAUUUCCUGAUGGCAUCUGCAUACGAUUUUUCUACCUUCCCCUUCUUUUCCCCUUAUUUCCUUCCUUUUCUGCUCUUAUUUCAUCCCAUAAGUUCCUAUCCCCCAUCACUUUGUCUCUCCUCACUUCUUUUUUCCAUCCUUUUCAUCCUCCCUCUGUAUACCUUCAGCUCAUCUGGGUUAGUGUGAACUUUUUUCUGAGCAGAGAUCAAAGUUCAACUCAAGGUUUUGGGGGCAAAGGAGAUGCUUAUGCAAUGAAAUCUUUGACACAAAAUUAUUAAAUCAAGUAAAAUUAUUUUUUUAUUUACUUUUCUAUUAAAUUAGAGCUUCUAUUUUGGUAAGAAAAAAAAGGAAAAAGUUGAAUAAAGAUGUUUUGUUUUUGUGUUUGCAUUGCAGUGAGGAAGUUUGAGUUAAUAAUUAGGACUUUGAAAGUUUAAUUUCUGACAGGACAAAAAACAAAAGCUCUUCCUUGCCUCAACGUGACAUUGUCAAACAUUUUGUGGCCCGCUCACUUUUCAUUUCUUCUCCACUUACCGUUUCCUGUUUUGCUCACGGACUCUCCUGUAUAUAAGAUGAAAUGCGAAAAUGUAAAGAAUGAUUUAUAAUAUUUUUAAGAGAAGACUUUGUACACUUCUGUCAGCUGCCAAGGAGACACUUCCUGGACAUGCAGCGCCGGUUUUUAAUAAAGUUCUUAAAUAUCAGGCGUGUGCAUGCGCAUGUGUGAGAUGCGCGAGUGUGAGAUGUGCGAGUGAGUGAUGCGUGUCAGCAGCAGAGGGUGCGAAAGGAAAAAAGUGUGUGCGCGUGUGAAAUGCAACCACACUGAUGACAGCACAGAUUUAUUCUUUUUCUACACAUGACAUAAAAUACAUGGAAGGCUUUUUGAGGGUAUGGUGUCUGUCUCAUCUGGGCUGUGCCAACAGACCGGCUUUGGCUGCCAGUGCCUCGUUUUGCUGGAUGUGGUACUCCUGGAAGCGCAUAGAGAUCCGCUGCGUCAUCUUCAAGUACUUCUGGAGACAUGACUCGGAGCAGCUCGACUGAGAACCAAGGACAAGAUGAUAAUGGGAAUUCGAGACAAUCACAUGACAACAAAACAGCACCUGGCCGGCCAAUACCUCCUCGGGGCGGACUUCCCGGCUGGUGAAGUCUUUAACGCAGUCCAUGAAGCAGUUCUCAGUCAGCUUGUUGUAUGUCCCGAGGAACUCUUUGAACUGAAAUUGUCACAACGUUAAAAAGCCAUCUCCGUUAAUUUCUCAAAAACAGGAUGUGUUUGUUGACCUGUUUGAUCUGAUCUGACUCGGACACCUGAACCGUCAUGUUGGACGAAGGAAUAACUAGCAGUGAGCCCUCUUCUCGCGAGCUACAAAAGAACAAGACAUAUUUACAGAUAUUUAUUUUUACUUUCCCAAUUUUCUAGUCUAUUUGCCUAAGAAAAUGUUGUAUUACAAUAGUAAAAUAGUGUAUUUUGUCGACGGAGUAAUCAGAGUUAAACGGAACAAGCACCAGCGUUGUGGCUAAAAGCUAGCCAAGUCAAUUUUGCUUUCUAUUCAAUUAGCUGCAGAUGCUAAUUUAUUCAGAUCACGGCCUCUAAAAAUAAUGCAACUACGGCGAUCUUAUGUAUUGUGGCUUUACAGAAGACCGCGAACUUGUCGUUCUUUCCUCCUCACCCGGUUUGAGUUUGCCGUGAAACGCUUCAAGUGGACUGAAGGACGAACGGACGGAGAGGAAAUGUACAUUCGAGUCCUUCAAAAACGUUAAUACAGAAAUAAAACGUGCAAAAAGCUGCAACGGCGUUAACUAGGUACUUUGCUUAACAAUUGUGUGUAUGCGUUUAAGUUUCCCGACACCCAAUAGAAAGUUUAAAAAUUGAAGUUGUCAGUUGUCUCCCAAACGGCAAAU
Molecule: messenger RNA, 6219 nt
Organism: Syngnathus typhle (broad-nosed pipefish)
Lineage: Eukaryota; Metazoa; Chordata; Actinopteri; Syngnathiformes; Syngnathidae
Gene: arid4a
Product: AT-rich interactive domain 4A
Exons: 25
Coding region: 198-4076 (1292 amino acids)
Biological process (GO): regulation of transcription by RNA polymerase II
Cellular component (GO): nucleus
Molecular function (GO): transcription cis-regulatory region binding
Source: RefSeq, a predicted model, not a curated record